Molecule: messenger RNA, 2820 nt
Organism: Macadamia integrifolia
Lineage: Eukaryota; Viridiplantae; Streptophyta; Magnoliopsida; Proteales; Proteaceae
Product: exocyst complex component SEC15B-like
Exons: 2
Coding region: 298-2715 (805 amino acids)
Biological process (GO): exocytosis; Golgi to plasma membrane transport; intracellular protein transport
Cellular component (GO): membrane; exocyst
Source: RefSeq, a predicted model, not a curated record
UCUCUCUCUCUCCUCCACCUCCCAUGUCAUUUUACAAUUUUAGUCAUUCCUGGUCCCGAGGUCUUGGUCGAUUUCUGGUUGGAAAAUCGAACAGGUCCAAAUCCUAUCUCCUUCUUCUAUCUUUUUUGCUUGCAGAAGAAGAACUCCUCCAUCGUUCUUCACAUGGUGGUUCCUCCUUUUUCUCUCUAUUUCUCUCUGCUACUACUAAAUAUUCUCCGUCAAUCCAGAGAGAGUAGGUAGAUGCCAUCUGAACUUUUCUGUGUUCACGGGUGAUUAGCAAGGCGAAAACAACGAGAGAUGCAGACAUCAAGGAUAAGACGCAAAGUCGCUCCUGUAGCCAACGAUGGGGAGUCUUCGGACAAGCUUGACCAACUUCUUCUCUCCGCCGCCAUCUGCAACGGCGAAGAUUUAGGCCCUUUUGUACGCAAAGCCUUCGCCUCAGGUAAACCAGAAACAAUCCUUCACCACCUACGCCACUUCACGAAGUCCACGGAGUCAGAGAUCGAGGAGCUUUGUAAAGAACACUACCAGGACUUCAUCAUGGCCGUUGAUGACCUCCGAUCCCUCCUCUCCGACGUUGAUUCCCUGAAGUCCUCCCUCUACAACUCUAACGAAGUCUUGCAGUCCGUCGCUGGUCCUCUCCUUGUCUCCCUCGAUUCCUUCGUUGAGGCUCAGAACGUCAGCAGCAACAUCUCCCUCGCCCUUGAUUCCAUCCAAAUUUGUGUUCGAUUGAUGGAGCUCUGUUCCAGAGCCAACUUCCAUCUCUCCGGCAACAAUUUCUAUAUGGCUUUGAAGUGCGUCGAUGCGAUGGAGAGGGGUUUCCUCGAGAAAACCCCGUCUGUCACGCUUCGGAAGAUGCUCGAGAAGAAGAUCCCCGCCAUCCGAUUGCAUAUCGAGAAGAGGGUUAGUAAGGAAUUCGGCGAUUGGCUUGUCGAGAUCCGGAUCGUUAGUCGGAAUUUAGGUCAAUUGGCUAUAGGGCAGGCCUCGGCGGCCAGGCAGAGAGAGGAGGAGCUUCGAAUCAAGCAACGUCAGGCCGAGGAGCAGAGCAGGCUCAGCUUGAGGGAUUGUGUCUAUGCCCUCCAAGAGGAAGACGAGGACGACGUUGUCACUGGUGCUGCCGGAAAUGGCAAAGAGAAACUUAGUAACGGUGGCAGUGAUCUCUUGGGGUUUGAUUUGACGCCAUUGUACAGGGCUUACCAUAUCCACCAAACCCUAGGGCUUGAGGAUCGGUUCAAGCAGUACUAUUUCGAGAACCGGAAGCUUCAGUUGACGUCUGAUUUUCAGGUAUCCUCCAUGACUCCUUUUCUGGAAUCCCACCAGACCUUUUUCGCACAGAUUGCCGGAUUCUUUAUUGUGGAAGACCGGGUUUUGAGGACGGGUGGUGGCUUAAUUUCCAAGUUUGAGGUUGAGACUCUAUGGGAAACUGCUGUCAGUAAAAUGUGUUCUGUGUUAGAGGAUCAGUUCUCCAGGAUGCAGACCGCCAAUCAUCUUCUGUUGAUAAAAGAUUACGUUAGUUUGCUUAGUGUGACCCUGCGUAGAUAUGGCUACCCUGUGGAUGCUCUGCUUUUUGUUCUAAGCAAGCAUAGGGACAAGUAUCAUGAGCUUUUGCUUUCUGAUUGUAAGAAAUUCAUAGGAGAAGCUCUAGCUGCUGAUAAGGUUGAGCAGAUGCUGAUGAAAAAGGAGUAUGAGUAUUCGAUGAAUGUGCUUUCGUUUCAGCUCCAGACAUCUGAUAUAAUUCCGGCAUUCCCCUAUAUUGCACCGUUUUCUUCUACUGUUCCAGAUUGUUGCAGAAUCGUACGUUCCUUCGUAGAGGAUUCUGUGAGCUUCAUGUCACAUGGUGGGCAGCUAGAUUUUUAUGAUGUGGUCAAGAAAUACUUGGACAGGUUGUUGAGUGAGGUCUUGGAUGGGGCACUGGUUAAGCUCAUCAAUACAUCAAUACAUGGAGUCUCCCAGGCAAUGCAGGUAGCAGCAAACAUGGUGGUAUUGGAGAGAGCCUGUGAUUUUUUCUUCCGUCAUGCUGCGCAGCUUUCGGGCAUACCCUUGAGAAUGGCAGAGAGAAGUAAAAGACCGUUUCCACUGAAAAAUGCUCGUGAUGCAGCAGAAGAGAUGCUUUCUGGUAUGCUUAAAGCCAAAGCGGAUGGAUUCAUGACUUUGACUGAGAAUGUGAAUUGGAUAACUGAUGAACCACCACAAAAUGGGAACGAGUAUGCCAAUGAAGUGAUCAUAUAUCUUGAGACAUUGGUUUCCACUGCUCAACAGAUUCUUCCAGCUCAAGUACUUAAAAGGGUCUUGCAAGAUGUUCUUUCCCAUAUAUCUGAGACAAUCCUUGGGGUUCUAGUUGGGGAUUCAGUUAAGAGGUUUAAUGUAAAUGCUAUUAUGGGGAUUGAUGUGGAUAUCAGGCUUCUGGAAUCAUUCACAGAAAACCAAGCUCAUCUUUUCUCAGAUGCAGAUGCAAAUCAGUUGAAGUCAUCACUGGCCGAAGCGAGGCAAUUGAUUAAUUUACUUUUGAGCAGUCAUCCUGAGAAUUUUCUCGACCCUUUGAUCAGAGAGAGGAGCUAUGACUUGCUAGACUAUAGGAAAGUGGUGACGGUUUCAGAGAAGUUGAAGGAUCCUUCAGAUCGGUAUUUUGGAUCGUUUGGAACGAGGGGGCUGAAGCAGAACCCAAAGAAGAAAUCAUUAGAUGCUUUGAUAAAGAGACUCAAGGAAGUGAGCUGAAUUUAUGCAUGCCUGUUAAUUACAGAUGGGUUCUCUGUUAGAGCCAAGACCCAUGUCGUUGAUGCCGUUUAUAUGUCUGAUUCUACUCUGCUUGACGCCGUUCCC